Manis pentadactyla (Chinese pangolin) is the source of this 4544-nucleotide messenger RNA. It is a transcript of the gene SLC27A6, whose product is annotated as solute carrier family 27 member 6. The coding region runs from base 1 to 1860 and encodes 619 amino acids. The transcript is spliced from 10 exons. Gene Ontology annotation, molecular function: long-chain fatty acid transmembrane transporter activity; long-chain fatty acid-CoA ligase activity. The record is from RefSeq and is a predicted model, not a curated record. NCBI's taxonomy places the organism in Eukaryota, Metazoa, Chordata, Mammalia, Pholidota, Manidae.
AUGCUCUUGUUAUGGCUAACAGGACUAGGGGCUGGAAUUGUCUUCUUGCACUUCCUGCAGAAACUCCUGUUCCCUUACUUCUGGGAUGACUUCUGGUACCUGGGGAAGGUGGUACGCUAUGGAAUUCGGAUGGAGAUGUGCAGGCUCCGAGGCGAGCUGGUCACUGUCCUGGAUAAAUUCCUAAGCCAUGCCAAGCAGCAGCCUCAGAAACCUUUCAUCAUCUAUGAGGGAGACAUCUACACCUAUCAGGAUGUAGACAGAAGGAGUAGCAGAGUGGCCCAUGUCUUCCUGAACCAUUCCACUGUGAAAAGGGGGGCCACCGUGGCUCUGCUGAUGAGCAAUGAGCCUGACUUCAUCCACGUGUGGUUCGGCCUGGCCAAGCUGGGCUGCGUGGUGGCCUUCCUCAACUCCAGCAUUCGCUCCAAGUCCCUCCUGCAUUGCAUCCUCAGCUGUGAGCCCAGGGCCCUCAUAGUCGGCGCAGAUUUGCUGGGAACUGUAGAAGAAAUCCUUCCAAGCCUCCCAGAAGAGAUCAGUGUUUGGGCAAUGAAAGAUUCUGUUCCACAGGGCAUAAUUUCACUCAAAGCCAAGCUGGGCACAGCAUCGGAGGGGCCAGUGCCACACAGCCACCACGUUGCCUCAAGCCUCAAGUCUCCUUAUCUUUAUAUUUUUACCUCUGGGACAACAGGUCUACCAAAAGCAGCUGUGAUCAGUCAGCUGCAGGCUUUGAAGGGCUCUGUUGGACUGUGGGCUUUCGGUUGUGCAGCCGAUGACAUCAUCUAUAUAACUCUUCCCCUGUAUCAUAGUUCAGGAUCUCUCCUGGGAAUCGGCGGAUGCAUUGAGUUAGGCGCUACUUGUGUCUUAAAGAAGAAAUUCUCUGCAAGCCAAUUUUGGAAUGACUGCAGGAAGUAUAACGUGACUGUGUUUCAGUAUAUUGGAGAACUCUGUCGCUAUCUUUGCAAACAACCUAAGAAAGAAGGGGAAAAGGAGCAUCAGGUGCGUUUGGCAGUUGGAAAUGGCAUACGGAGUGACGUGUGGCGAGAAUUUUUAGACAGAUUUGGAAAUAUUAAGAUGUGUGAGUUUUAUGGAGCUACUGAAGGAAACAUUUGCUUCAUGAAUCACACCGGGAAAAUUGGAUCCGUUGGGAGAACAAAUUUCUUUUACAAACUUUUUUUCACUUUUGACUUGAUAGAGUAUGAUUUUCAGAAAGAUGAGCCCAUUAGAAAUGAACAGGGUUGGUGCAGUCGUGUGAAAAAAGGAGAACCUGGCCUUCUCAUUUCUCAAGUGAAUGCCAAGAAUCCUUUCUUUGGUUAUGCUGGGAACAAGAAGCACACAGAAAAGAAGUUGCUUUGUGAUGUUUUUAGAAAGGGAGAUGUUUACUUUAACACCGGAGAUUUGAUGGUCCAAGAUCAGGAGAAUUUCCUUUAUUUUUGGGACCGUAUUGGAGAUACUUUUAGAUGGAAAGGGGAAAAUGUUGCAACCACAGAGGUGGCGGAUAUUAUUGGCAUGUUGGAUUUCAUACAGGAAACAAACAUCUAUGGUGUGGCUGUGCCAGAUCAUGAAGGAAAAGCAGGAAUGGCUUCUAUUAUUUUAAAACCAAAUAAGUCUUUAGACUUGGAAAAAAUUUAUGAACAAGUUGUAACAUAUCUGCCACCUUAUGCCUGUCCACGAUUUUUAAGAAUUCAGGAAAAGAUGGAAACAACAGGGACAUUCAAAGUACAGAAGUUUCAGCUGGUGGAAGAAGGAUUUAGUCCACUGGAAAUUUCUGAUCCACUUUACUUCAUGGAUAACUUGAAAAAAUCUUAUGUUCCACUGACCAAAGAACUUUAUGAUCAAAUAAUAUUAGGGGAGAUCAAACUUUAAGGUUUUUUUAUAUAUGGGAUGUUCAAAUGCUUUCUUAGGAGAGGUGAGAAGAGAGUGUGUGAAUUUUUAAUAUGAUAUAGGGAAAGGGAACUGAUGUUAAUUAAGCAUGUACUGUAUUUCCUUAAUUUGCAACAGCUAUUCUUUAAUUAAGAACUUUAAUUUGUUUUAAUUGACAACAAACUUCAGUUGGUUAGUAUUUUUACUUGGGGAUUCAGUGUAUAAGUAUUUGCCUUAAUCUUAAAGAUUUUAAAUAAUAAGUGGUUAGCAGUUUAGAUACAUCUAAAAAGGACUUUUUAAAUAAAAUUUCUAGUUUUGAAUAAGUGAUUACAUUUUAUUCAAAUAUUUGUGUGCCCUAUCCUGUAGCUCAAUAACAUCAUCUUCAUUAAUAUGUGUUUUAGGUCUCAUUCUGAUGUUUUUAGCUUCAAACUUCUAGUCAAAGGAAGCUGACAACUAAAUGCAUAUGCACUCAUAUCUCCCUUAACUUAAACUCAUCUUAAGGUAAUAGAAGAAAUAUAAAUACAUGAAGCAGCAAAGCAGGAAAACUGGUAGGAGAUUUGAAGAAUGUAUAAUGGGAUGAAAUUAACAAUAAAAUCCAACAGAGCUGUAGAAACCCCUGGGAAUACAGGGAAACAAUAGACUAGAAUAGGACCGAGGUAUUAACACCAAGAUCAGAGGCAGAAAGAGCUUUGAGUGUGAAUGGGUUUGUGAGUAGUUAACUGGAAACUGUAUUACAUGGGUGGUGUAAUAAGCACAGUUGUACUUAACCUCAGGUUGGAAGCACCAAACCCCAGUGUUUGCUUCAAGCUAAAACUAUGUGAGUGAUUCUCUUACCACAGUGCGUUUGCCUCCAUGGGAGGGGGUUACGGGUGCUGAGCUAAGAAGCGGAGUAGGAUCCAGCAGGAAGCUCCUUUGCCCGUAAUCCUAAUUCUCUGUACAGCCAGAAGUAACAGUGGCCUUGCCUCAUGUUGCCUAUCCAUGCCACAGAGACCAUGUUCAUUGAAAGAGAAGUUGCAGAUAGUUCCUUUUAAUCAUUGUUAAGAAAACAUGUUUUGAAGUUAAAUUAUUUUUAAAAUGUAAAAGUUAACCAUAAAUAGCAUGGAAAUAAAGGGUCAAACUUUAGAAUGAAAAAAAAAGAAAAUGUAGUCAAUUUUAUGAAAACCAGGAAUUUUAAGAGGAACAUUUUUUAAAAAGUAAGUCUAAGCAUAUCCAUUCUCCCAUCAUAUAAAAGAGAAUGGAUUUUCUUUAUUUAAGGGAGUAUUAGAUGAAUGAAUACAUUGGUAUUUUUAUAUUGGUGACUUGGCUUUUCUUUACCUUUCCCACUAAAAAAAAAACUUUCACUUUUACAUAUGUAUUUUUCAUUUAUAGGUGCCUUUGAAGUGCUAUAGAGCUGAAGAAACAUUUUUUUCUACAAAUUCAUAGCUCUUUGAAAUCUUUGGAAGCUAAAAAAGGGACAUUUGAAAAAUGGGGGUAGGUUUAUUGGUGGGAAGAUUGAAAAAGUCCUUUUUAAUUGCUUCUGUUUCUCUCAGGAAAAAAAUAACAGAGGAGAAGGGUUUGGUGGAGGUUUUAAACAAGAAGUGAUGGGCCGUUGCUUUGAGAAGUGUAUUAGAGAAGGAACCCAGGAGACUUUGUAAGGGAAGUGGUCAAAAGUUCAGACAAGUCAGCAGCAUUGUGUGAUUUUCUCCGUAGGUCUUAGGUCAGAUUUCCUAAGGCAGAGCCCAAGGCGGGGAUUCACGUGUGUCUGAUCUACUGGGGAGGACAAGAAGGGAGUUUGGUAAACAGGAGAGGGCAGGGAAGAGGCUAGGCAAGGAUGUGGUCUCAGUCUUUGUUCCAUUUGUUCCCCAUGCUGACCUCUGGUGCAUGAAUCAGCCACAAAGGCUGCCCUUUUGUGCUCGGUGUCAGUCAGUCAUUACCUGGAGACGCCCUGAAGAAGGGGCAUGAUGAACGGCAAGAUAGGCUAAUGGAUCCUCCCGAAAAGAUAUUAUUUAUCAGUAAUAAGAGUGAAGUGCUGAUACAUGUUAAAACAUGGAUGAACCUUGAAAACACACUAAAUGAAAGAGGCCAGUCAUAAAAGAAUACAUGUAAGAUGCCACUAAUAUGAAAUGUCCAAAAUAGGCAAAUCUAUAAGGACAGAAAGUAGGUAACUGUUUGCCAGAGGUUGGAGAAAGAGGGACUGGGGAGUGGCUGAAUGGCAGUUUCUUUCUGGGGUGAUGAAAAUGUCCUAACAUUAGAUAGUGGUGGUGACAGUUGUACAAUCAGAAUAAACUAAAAACCACUGAACUGUACAUGUUUAAAGUAUGUAUUUUAUGGAAUGUGAAUUAAAUAAAUCUCAAAGCUGUUAAUUUUUUUAAAUGUGGAGUAUCACAUGGGGGUCCUAUGGGCCUGGUGGGCCUGGAAAGCAAUAAUCAACUGUGAUAUAUGAUUCAACUACUCUAACUGGUUUUUCUGUAACUUCUGAUGUAUGUUCAAAAACGUUAUCUUAAUUAGACCUCGUUUCCACAACGCAGCAUGACUAUUCCUACAUUGUUGUUUUGGGAUUGUUCCGCUCCAUGGGAUUGGGGACUGUCAAGCAGCUAGUUAUGGUUAGUUAUACAUUAGGCAUUAAGUCACUCUUUAGAUCAUUGUAUAUAAUUCUUUGAUCAAUAAAUAUGAGGGGUGCAUUCUCAGCACCACUCUUGAGCUGUUAA